GUGCUGCGCCUGUUUUUAUUGCAGCCGGCGAAGCUCUCAGCUGUGAUUCUACGCUGCUGAUGACAGGCUGUGCGUCGCUUUUGCAGCCCUUCAAUUCCCCAUGCAUGCUUCACACAGCCCCACUGAAAACGAAGGAUUCCAAGGAUUUAAUGUUACUUUCGUAUUGGAUUAACUUUCCUGCCCUUUUUUUGCGCCUUUUGGGUCGAUUUCCCCUCGUCUUCUUCCGCCGACAGUUUAAAAUCUAAAAGCUUCACAAUAAGGAAAACAGACAACCAAAAUGCCGCUGAAUUCAAGUUUGACGAGUAAAAACUAUGACUACGACUACGACUCUCUUCAACCGUAUUUCUACUAUGACAACGAAGAGGAGGAUUUCUACCCUCAACAGCUUCAGCCUCCGGCACCGAGCGAGGACAUCUGGAAGAAAUUUGAACUGCUCCCGACCCCUCCACUUUCCCCUAGCCGCCGGCCGUCCCUGUCAAGCCUCUUCCCCUCGACGGCGGAUCAGCUGGAGAUGGUGACCGAGUUCUUGGGGGACGACGUGGUCAACCAGAGCAUCAUCUGCGACGCAGACUACUCCCAGAACUUCCUCAAGUCCAUCAUCAUCCAGGACUGCAUGUGGAGCGGCUUCUCCGCGGCGGCCAAGCUGGAAAAGGUGGUCUCCGAGCGGCUCGCCUCCCUGCACGCUGCUAGGAAGGAGUGUGCGGCCGGUGACUGCGCGGAGUCCGCCGGUGCAGCUGCAUGGAGGAACAGCAGCUACCUGCAAGACCUGAACACAUCCGCUUCGGAGUGCAUUGAUCCAUCUGUGGUUUUCCCGUACCCGAUAGCAGAAACGCCCAAGCAGAGCUCAGGGACGCAGCCUAGUAAGGAUUUGGGACUGGACACGCCACCAAACAGUGGCAGCAGUAGCAGCAGCUGUAGUGACUCAGAUGAGGAUGGAGAUGAUGAUGAUGAUGAUGAAGACGACGACGAUGAGGAGGAGGAGGAGGAGGAGGAGGACCAGGAGGAAGAGGAGGAGAUCGACGUGGUCACAGUGGAGAAGAGGCAGGCGGUAAAGCGUUGCGAUACCAGCCCAGCAGAGACCAGGCACCCCAGCCCACUCGUGCUGAAGAGGUGCCACGUCUCCACCCACCAGCACAAUUACGCCGCCCAUCCAUCCAUGAGGCACGAGCAGCCGGCUGUCAAGAGGCUGAAGCUGGAGACCACCACCACCACCACCAGCAGCAGCAGCAGCAGCAGUGGAGGUGGCGGUCAUAGCAGGGUCCUCAAACAGAUCAGCACCAACCGCAAGUGUUCAAGCCCACGGACGUCGGAUACGGAGGACUAUGACAAGAGAAGGACUCACAACGUUCUGGAGCGCCAGAGGAGGAAUGAGCUCAAGUUGAGCUUCUUCGCCCUGCGGGAUGAGAUCCCCGAAGUGGCCAACAACGAAAAGGCAGCCAAAGUGGUGAUCCUGAAGAAGGCUACAGAGUGCAUUUACAGCAUGCAGUCAGACGAACAGAGACUUCUCUCAGUCAAAGAACAGCUGAGGAGGAAAAGUGAACUUUUGAAGCAGAGACUCGCACAGCUGGAGAGCUCUCGUGCUUAAAGUUUGAAUCUUCAUAGACUUUUUGGCCUUUUGUUUUUUAUGCAAGUUCAAGACUUGGUGUACAGUUGUCGUUGCAUGCAAAUGCAAAAUGGAUUAAGUUGUUUGAAAUCUUGUUUGAUUUCAAUGUUAAAACUGCCUCAAUAGAA
Molecule: messenger RNA, 1731 nt
Organism: Etheostoma cragini (Arkansas darter)
Lineage: Eukaryota; Metazoa; Chordata; Actinopteri; Perciformes; Percidae
Gene: myca
Product: MYC proto-oncogene, bHLH transcription factor a
Exons: 3
Coding region: 278-1585 (435 amino acids)
Biological process (GO): regulation of transcription by RNA polymerase II; positive regulation of cell population proliferation
Molecular function (GO): protein dimerization activity; DNA-binding transcription factor activity, RNA polymerase II-specific; RNA polymerase II cis-regulatory region sequence-specific DNA binding
Source: RefSeq, a predicted model, not a curated record